CUUUGGGGCAGGGUGGGGCAGGGGCUGGCAGGGGCGAAGACUCGGGCUCCCUGCACUCCCUGGGGCUGCACAGCAAGGGCCUGCUGCCCACCUUCAGGCUGUGCAGCCAUGGUCUGGGUGCUCUGACCCCACGGGAGCCCAUGGGGAGCCCCAGGUUGGCAGCUCCACUCCUGCUUCUCCUCCUGCUGUUCAUUGGGCUCUCUGCCUCCGCCAGGAUUGGCUGCCCCUACCUGCCCCGCUGGAGCACCCGCUGUCUGCUGGCCUCCCACAUGGAAGACACUUUCACUGGUGAGUCUGCUCGUAUUCCUUGCCAUACCCAGCUGGCCCUUGCUGUGUCCACAAGGCCUCAGUGUGCUCAGCUCUGGCUCUGCCACUAUUUGUGCCUGCAUCUGGUGUCAGAUCCUCCAGGCCUCCAGGGGGGCUGUUUCCACCUCCUGGUGCAGAAAUACAAAAAGUCAUGUAAGUUCCGGUUCUGUAGGAGACACAAGAUGCCAGCAUCUGCUCAGAAGAAGCUGCUGAGUGGCUGUUGCCUGUCUGGGAAGGGUCAUCACAUCGCUGUCCCCUCCCCAGACAUCUCUCACAAGGGGUUGCGCACUAAAAGGACCCAACCUUCAGAUCCGAAGGCAUUGGAAGGUCUCCCCAGACCCAGCUCACAAAGGCAUGAAGGGCCUGAGUUCUCCUUUGAUUUGCUGCCUGAGGCACGGGCUAUUCAAGUAACCAUCCCUCCGGGACCUGAGGUCAGCGUGCGUCUUUGUCACCAGUGGGUACUAGAAUGUGAGGAGCUGAGCAGUCCCUUCGACACGCAGAAAAUUGUGUCUGGAGGCCACACUGUAGACCUGCCUUAUGAAUUUUUUCUGCCCUGUCUGUGCAUAGAGGUAUCCUACCUGCAAGAGGACACCGUGAGGCGCAAAAAAUGUCCCUUCCAGAACUGGCCUGAAGCCUAUGGUUCGGACUUCUGGAAGUCAGUGCACUUUACUGACUACAGCCAGCACAGUCAGAUGGUCAUGGCCCUGACCCUCCGCUGCCCACUGAAGCUGGAGGCCUCCCUCUGCCAGAAGUGGGGCUGGAAUACCCUCUGUGAAGACCUCCCCAAUGCCACGGCUCGGGAGUCAGAGGGGUGGUAUGUCUUGGAGGGAAUAGACCUGCAUCCCCAGCUUUGCUUCAAGUUCUCAUUUGGAAAUAGCAGCCAUAUUGAAUGCCCCCACCAGACGGGUGAGCUGAUAAGUGACCCUGGCUGGGACGCCCUUCCACCACUGAACCCUCACCCAACUGGGACUAAACCAGGCUCAAGCCCUGUUCUGACUUCUCUGGCAACCACAACCCAACUCCUAUCGCCUCCUGCAAACAGAAUGUCUCCCAUGAUACCCUUUCCCACCCUGGCAGCCCCAUCCUGGAAUGUGAGCAUGGAUACCCAGGCCCAGCAGCUGGUCCUUCACUUCUCCUCAAGGAUACACGCCACCUUCAGUGCUGCCUGGAGCCACCCAAGCUUGGGGCAGGACAGCUUGGUGGCCCCUGUGUACAGCAUCAGCCAGACUCAGGGCUCAAGCCCAGUGACACUAGAGCUCAUCAUUCCCUUCCUGAAGCCAGGGAGCUGUGUCCUGGUGUGGAGGUCAGAUGUUCAGUUUUCCUGGAAGCACCUCUUGUGUCCAGAUGUCUCUCAUAGACACCUGGGGCUCUUGAUACUGGCACUGCUGGCCCUCAUCACCCUAUUGGGCAUUGUUCUGGUCUUCACCCGCCGGCGUCCACUGUCAGGCCCUGGCCGAGCGCGGCCGGUGUUGCUCCUGCACGUGGCCGACUCCGAGGCGCAGCGACGCCUGGUGGGAGCGCUGGCUGAACUGCUGCGGGCAUCGCUGGGCGGCGGGCGCGACGUGAUCGUGGACCUGUGGGAGGGGACGCGCGUGGCGCGCGUGGGCCCGCUGCCGUGGCUGUGGGCGGCACGCGCGCGCGUUGCGCAGGAGCGGGGCACCGUGCUGCUUCUGUGGAGCAGUGCGGGCCCCAGUCCAGCCCAAGGCCGGGAUCCCCACUCCGCACCCCUGCGCGCCCUGCUCCGCGCCGCCCCGCGCCCGCUGCUGCUGCUUGCUUACUUCAGUCGCCUCUGUGCCAAGGGUGACAUUCCCCCGCCCCUGCGCGACCUGCCACGCUACCGCCUCCUGCGCGACCUGCCACGCCUGCUGCGGGCUCUAGACGCUCAGCCUUCCACCGAAGCCGCCAGCGGAGGCUGCCUCGGGAAUCGGCGGUGCCUGCGGGGUCGCCUGGAGCUGUGCCACCGGCUGGAACUCGAGGCCGCCAAAUUUUGCCCACCGAGGCUGAGCAGAGACAGGCGUAGGGGUACUGGCUGGAACCCCUGAAUGAGCCUUUUACCCUAAAAUCCUUGGGGUGCUUCCUCAGGACUACUGGCCAAAAAUUCUUACUGCUCUGUUUGCUGGCCUGGGAGUACAGCACCUCCCUCUCUGUCCCACCCCCUUCCUUAAGCGUCUGGCUUCUUCCUGGUAUUUACCCUUUAGGAACCAGCAGGGAGAGUCGCUGUUUAAUGAGGGCUCUAGUGACCCCAGUUCUGUUGCAGGUGGGGAACUCCUCACACUUCUUUUCUUCAAAAUUGCAGAAAGAGCAGUCUGCACAUGCUCCAGUCCAGGCUGGAGAGGUGUGGGACAGAAGUAGAGGAGGCAGGAGCCAUGCCAAUUCUGAGCGAGGGGUAACUCUAUUGCGGGGGUGGGGGGAGUGGAGAAAAACCCUUUGUGAGGCAGGGAUACUGCUUUCCCAGAAGUGAGCACUGCCCAGAGGAUGGA
Messenger RNA from Lontra canadensis (Northern American river otter), 2786 nucleotides. It is a transcript of the gene IL17RE, whose product is annotated as interleukin 17 receptor E. NCBI's taxonomy places the organism in Eukaryota, Metazoa, Chordata, Mammalia, Carnivora, Mustelidae. Bases 141 to 2348 code for a protein of 735 amino acids. The record is from RefSeq and is a predicted model, not a curated record. Gene Ontology annotation, molecular function: interleukin-17 receptor activity. The transcript is spliced from 15 exons.